Molecule: messenger RNA, 1299 nt
Organism: Amphimedon queenslandica
Lineage: Eukaryota; Metazoa; Porifera; Demospongiae; Haplosclerida; Niphatidae
Exons: 6
Coding region: 484-999 (171 amino acids)
Source: RefSeq, a predicted model, not a curated record
UUGAUAAAAAACGUAGGAGGACUGGAGCUAGAUUAAGAGGAGAAGAAUUUGGUCAGAGAGUUCCUCCUAUUUUUGAAAUAAUUAAGAGCAUCCUACUAGAGUAUCCCAGUGGUCAGAUAUUUAAAUACAGAGUUCAUGUGCCAACUUUCACAUAUUAUAUUUCUUAUGAAAAGGCUACAGGGAACUCCCCAGAGCUGUGAGCUAAUCAGUGGUAGCCCGUUAUAAAAAGCAGGAUUUCUAACUUACCCGCAUGCAAGCAGUUAUUAAGAGUAGAACCAUCGGUACAAUGAAGGCCACUGGGGUUGUACUGAUACUGCUUCUCUUGCUAAAUGGUUUUGCUAACUGUCAGAAUUUUGACUAUCUCAUAUUAAUUAUGAAGAUGACAACAUCCCCUACACUGUUGUAUUUCAAGUAGAAGCGACUUAUAACUCAGUAACUGGUGAUGUGUGUGCUAAUGGAGUCACUAAUGAUACUGCUAACUUAAUGUGCCAGAAUAUGUUCGAUGAUCCUACUCUUAUUCUACAAGCAACUACCACAGACUACUCCACCUUCAUGUUCAAUUCUGUUGCUUAUAGUGUUGAUUGUUCAAGUGGUAUUGAUACUUGUCCUGGUACUCAAGUUUCUAACUGUGAUUCUUAUGGAGGACUUUUAGCAGUCAAAUGUGUGAUAUUUAUGCCAGAAUGCUACUCACAGUCGAUAGCGAUGUUAAGCAAUCCAGUUAAUACUACCAUUCCUUCUGGUGGCUAUUAUGUAACUGGUCAUCCUGUUACUUGCAGCUCUAGUGGUAACUAUGUUCCAAUAUGCAACAGUGUGAACAUUGGGCCAUUAGAAACAAUGGCUAUUUGUCUUCAUACAACAGGAGAUUUUGGUGGGUUUAAUGGAGCUCCUUCUGGUGUUACUGUUCCUCCUCCUACUCUACGUUCUAUUGAUACUAUAUCAAAUCGAUUUAGCUGUUCUGGUGCUCUUUCAGUAAUCUUAUUUGUUCUGGUAAUAGUAUAAUGGGCUUUUGUCCUAAUGGAUAUGCUACUGUCACAUGUCAGAGAAAGGUACAUGUACAUGAUUAUUGACUGCAUGAUGUCUUCGGAUGAUUAAUAAUAAUAGUGCUAUAGGCCACAAAAUUGUACCAUUUUAUAUACAUGUACCCAGUCUCGUAGCACCAAUAUUGACAUGUUAUGUGCAGAAAUACCCACUUCAUUUGUGAGGUACACUGUACCUAUUAUUUUUGUAAAGAAUUUUUCUUCUUGUCACUUUAAAGUGUAACUGCAGUGAUUUUUUAGGGUAUUUAUUUUAUGGUCUUAA